AUGGGGCGACUUCGGAGUCAAACACACUUACAUGAACCACAAGCAUUCAAUGUCGCAGUGUUGUACGAAUCACCAGAUGUGCGCCGAAAUUCCAAAAUAAUGGAAGUGUUACUAGCUGAUCCAUUAGCUUCCAAUAAUCAAGUGUGGUUUGAAAGAAUAAGGAAAAGGCAUGACUUGGCAAAGUUUUUCUUUGGAGAGUACACGAAGGAUCUUGUCGACGAUGAUGACAAUCUCCAAUACCAAAUACCGUCACCAGUACUAAGUGGCCUCUACAGAAACUCAUUCAAAAAAGAAGCUCCAGUCAUUGCGAAUGAUUUGAUUAUAGAGGAGUUUGAAAAUGCCACGCAAUUGGAAAAGAGCGUUACCAAUUGCACAUACGUCAUUUAUGUCACUAAUCAAUUCAAUUAUGCCAAUGCAAAUCUACCCAACUCGGUAAAGGAUAGGCUACUUUUACAGGUCAUUGAUAACACCGAAUAUUCACCACCAAGUACCGAGCUGGCACCAAUUUCAAUUGAAGAAGGCAUACAAAUGCAUUUGCUUAAAAUCAACAGUAACCUUGCAUACAGUGGCAUUGUCCAAUUUAUAGAAAGAGAUGUCCAUGCAGCUGAUGAGUAUAUUGAAAGCAUGACAAAAAGUAACAUCUACGAGCUAUUCAAGUUUGUUGAUUAUUUCCUGAGGACCAAUCACUUGACUAGUUGGUACUUGGCGAGAGUCAUCAAAUCCAUUCUGGAAAAACUAAAGAGGACAAACACAGUAAUCAACGAGGGCUCAGAGGUGGUUCACUCUGAGAUUGAAAAUUUCGGCCAGAUGGUGAACUCAGAGCUACAAUACGAGUUCAUCCCGGAAACCACAAACUUUGUUCAUAAAAAUUUGUCUUGGUGGAAGUUGUAUUAUAAGAAUGACAAUGUUGAAUAUGACUUGAAAGACUUUUUUAGCAGGCACUUUAUGAAUAAAGGAAUCGAAAACUAUAACUUUCUUCGAGGCAAGAUUCUUUCAACUGAUGAGAUAGUGGAUAAUCCGCUUUUUGACUUGAAGAGGGAGGUCAUAGAUACUCGCAUUGCUCUGGAAAUACAACCUAAAGUGUAUUCAAUACUAUCAAAGGCAUUUGUGUAUUAUCAAUUGCCUAUUUCGGUCAUUGCCGCUUUGUCUUACCAGUUUUUCGAUUUUAGUGGAAAUGCAUGCAUUGCAUUAUUUAGUUUGGGCUGGAUAUUGGGAUUCAAUCAAGUAUCGAGAGACUGGAUCAGCUUCACGAACAGAUGGAUGCACCAAUUAUUUGAAGAAGUGAGGGUCACUCUAGGCAGCAAAUGUAUUGAUAAUGGGUUAAUGAAGGAGUCCAACGAUCAAAUUAUUAGAAUUGAUACCGAGAACAAUAUCCGACAAAAGAUACUUCAUGAUAUAGAGAUUAGUUCCCCCGUUUCAAUCAAUGAAUAA
Messenger RNA from Lodderomyces margitis, 1431 nucleotides. RefSeq lists its product as uncharacterized. The transcript is spliced from 2 exons. The coding region runs from base 1 to 1431 and encodes 476 amino acids. The record is from RefSeq and is a predicted model, not a curated record. NCBI's taxonomy places the organism in Eukaryota, Fungi, Ascomycota, Pichiomycetes, Serinales, Debaryomycetaceae.